CUCUUCGCGGCGCAGACAUUUUCCUCGGGAAAGGGAAACAGUCCAGGAAGUGAAGGUCAGAUAGCGGGUCGGGUUUUUUUUGCUCCUUUCUUGUGUAAUUUGGCUGCGAGGUGCCCCUUGCUGUGUCCUCACAGUCUUGGGAGUGACUGUCGAGUUUCUAUUCCAGCAGCGGCGUCUCCACCCGGAGCAAUUCCGGACGUCGCCGUUCUGGGUCAGAUUGACUUCGAAGCCUCAUGUUGCCUGAGCAAGAAGCCCAGCAGGGGAGGAGGAGGAAGAGGAAGGAAGGCCAGGAGUCAGGAAUGGCUGUUUCUCAGGACGGCCCUGUUCUGACUGGCCGCAUCUCAAGGACUCAGGAGGAACAGGUGACCUUCGAGGACGACGUGGCCAUCAGUUUCACUCGGGAGGAGUGGGACUGCCUGGACCCUGCUCAGAGGGCCUUGUACAAGGACGUGAUGCUAGAGACCUACAGGAACCUCAUCGCCGUGGAUCAUCACAGAAUUCAUACUGGGGAGAAACCUUACAAAUGUGUUGUCUGUGGGAAGUUCUUUAAACAAAAAUCGACGCUCACAGUUCAUCAGAGAAUCCAUACUGAAGAGAAAGCUUACAAAUGUAAGGAGUGUGGGAAAACCUUUUGCUACCGCUCGCUCCUCUCAGUACAUCAGAUAACCCACGCCGGAGCCAGGCCCUAUCAGUGCGAAGUGUGUGGGAGAAACUUUCGCCACAAAUCAUCCCUUGGAGUUCACCGGCGGAUUCAUACCGGAGCGAAACCUUACCAGUGUAACGUCUGUGGGAACUUCUUCAAUAAAAAAUCAAUCCUUACAGAUCAUCACAGAAUUCACACGGGAGAGAAACCUUACAAAUGCAGUGAAUGCGGCAAGGCCUUCAGUGUUAAAACAUCCCUGGCGUAUCAUCAGAGAGUGCACACCGGGGAGAGACCUUACAAAUGUAACGAGUGUGGGAAAACCUUUUCCUCUUCCUCCCACAUCAUACGACACAAACUCAUCCACACAGGAGCCAAGCCGUAUAAAUGCAGCGUCUGUGGGAAAGCCUUUCGUCAAAGUUCAAAUCUCUCCAGUCAUCAGAGAAUUCAUACUGGAGAGAAGCCUUACAAAUGUAAAGAGUGUGGGAAAACCUUCUGUUACCGCUCAUUCCUCUCAAUACACCAGAUAACCCACACCGGAGCAACGCCCUCUCAGUGUGAAAUCUGUGGGAGAGACUUUCCUCACAAUUCAGCCCUUGAAGUUCACUGGAGGAUUCAUACCGGAGCGAAGCCUUACCAAUGUAAUGUCUGUGGGAAGUUCUUUAAUAAAAAAUCAACCCUCACGACCCAUCACAGAGUGCAUACCGGAGAGAAACCCUACAAAUGCAAUGAGUGUGGCAAGGCCUUUAGUCAGAGUACAAACUUUGCAAGUCAUCGGAGAGUCCACACUGGAGAGAGGCCUUACAAAUGCAGUGCGUGUGGCAAGACCUUUUCUCAUUGCUCCACCUUCAUACAGCAUAAAAUAAUCCACACAGAAGCAAGGCCGUAUAAAUGCAAUGUAUGUGAGAAAGCCUUCCGGCGAAGUUCAGAACUUGGGGUUCAUCAGAGAAGUCAUACUGGAGAGAAACCUUACAAGUGUAAUGAGUGUGGGAAGACUUUCACCCAGUGUUCCUCUUUCAGGCGUCAUCAGAGAAACCACAUAAAGGAGAUAUUACAUAAGUGUGAUGUGUGUUUCAAGGCCUUUAGUAGAAAGUAUUACCUUAAUGUUCAUAAGAAAAUUCACACUGGAGAGAAACGUCAACAAUGUAACGAUGAUGGAAAGAUCCUUCGUCAAAAAAGCCUUUCUGGAUUUCCGGUUGUGGCUCAGCGGUAACGAACCCGACUCGUAUCUUUGAGGUGGGUUUGGUCUCUGGCCCUGCUUAGUGGGUUAAGGAUCCGGCGUUGCUGUUAACUGUGGUGUAGGCCACUGAUGGGGCAUUGCUGUGGCUCUGGCCUGGGCUGGCAGCUGCAGCUCUGAUUCGACCCCUAGCCUAGGAACUUCCAUAUGCCUCAGGUUCCACCCUAAACAUAAAAAAGCCUUUCUAGGAGUUCCCGUCGUGGCUCAGCGGAAACGAAUCUGACUAGUAUCCAUGAGGACACAGUCGAUCCCUUGCCUUGCUCCGUGGGUUAAGGAUCCAUUGUUGCUGUGAGCUGUGGUGUAGGUCGCAGAUGUGGCCCGGAUUCCGCGUUGCUGUGACUGUGGUGUAUGUAGGUCAGCGGCUCCAGCUCCAAAUCAACCCCAAGUGUAGGAGCCUCCAUAUGCUGCAGGUGCUGCCCCAAAAAGACAAGAAAAAAGAAAAAGCCUUCCUGCUCAUUGGAGACUAUAAAUAUAUUUUUAUAUCUAUACUCUGGCACCCCCAUGCUGUCACCUCUGUCCCAUAGUGCAUCUGAAAAUGAUUGGGUUUUUCCUUGUCACAUGGAUAUGAGUAAAUCCCACAGAGUGAAGUAGAUCCUUCCAGUUGAGAUGCUGUAUCCUGGUGUAUCGUCCUCAUUUUGCCCCUAACAGUACAUAACUCACACCUCUCGCAUUGUGCAGCUUUUCAGUGGAUGUUCUCACAAAGGAAAAAAAAUUUUUUGCUUUCUCUCCUUUUCGUUUCUCUCUGAGAUGGUUGAUGCUUAUUCAACUUAUUACGGUCAUUGUCUCAACGUAUUUAAGUCUGGACAUGAUGCUGUACUCCUGAAACUCAUACGGUGUUCUCUGUCAAGUAUAUAUAUCAGUGAAACUGGAAGUAAAAUAUUGUUUCAGAAGGUAAAUAAAUCACUGUUGUUAAAAAGGAAA
Messenger RNA from Sus scrofa (pig), 2798 nucleotides. RefSeq names its product zinc finger protein 480. The record is from RefSeq and is a predicted model, not a curated record. Gene Ontology annotation, cellular component: nucleus. Gene Ontology annotation, biological process: regulation of DNA-templated transcription. Lineage: Eukaryota; Metazoa; Chordata; Mammalia; Artiodactyla; Suidae.